Mycena indigotica is the source of this 1479-nucleotide messenger RNA. Its product is annotated as F-box domain-containing protein. The record is from RefSeq and is a predicted model, not a curated record. Bases 64 to 1479 code for a protein of 471 amino acids. NCBI's taxonomy places the organism in Eukaryota, Fungi, Basidiomycota, Agaricomycetes, Agaricales, Mycenaceae. The transcript has a single exon.
UUUGUUUCUCCCACUCUCUCUCGUCACCUGCGCAAAGUCAAGCGAAGGAUUGACGAGAAACGCAUGAAGCUUUUUCAACCCACAGCCCAGGCGUUUCAGGACUUAGCUCCUUCUAUCGGGGCAACAGCCAACAACCAAAUACCACUCCCGAACGAAAUAAUGGCCGCGAUAUUCGCCCACUGCAUCCCAAAUGACCCUAUGGUCAAUUUAGUUGACCCAAAGCAAUAUCCACUACUUCUUCUUGGGAUUUGCAAGGCAUGGCAACACCUCGCACUCUCGACACCUGCUCUUUGGUCGACGCUUUAUUUUGAUCUGGAUUACAUAGCCUCAAAAUCGGUAGAUGGAAGGCUCGGUAACAUCCCCCUCGUUGUAGAUGCCUGGUUAACCCGCGCACGCCGCCGUCUCUUGACUGUCGGUAUGGCUGGACUCUGGUGGCCAUGGACCUACUCCGAGUCGGCCACGGGGGAGUCCCACAUGAUGAGGCGGCGGCUGUUGGAAAUAAUCCAAAAGCAUUCGCCGAAUAUAAGACAUCUUGUUUGGCGCCUCGCACACACGCCGGAAGCGGUCCUCUUCAAACAGUAUCCAAUGGACUGGGGGAACCUUGUUGAACUCGAACUUGUAUCACCAGGCCCUUAUGACGAACUCGAGUUGAGGGGUUACGAUGACCCCAUCGAGGUAUUUGCUAACGCACCACUACUCCGCAAGAUAUCGUUCACAAAAGUCCACCCUGAAGUUUUCGACCUGCCUUGGGCGCAGUUGACACACUUGAGCCACGAGUGCAUAUACGCGCACCAAUGCCUACCAGUUCUCUCGGCACUACCCAGUCUUGUCCAUUGCCAACUUCAAUCUGGAGACCGCGAGCUCGAGCAAGACCUGCUCCUCUCGAUAAAUACAUACUCCUCAAUCAAACAGUUGUCCCUUAUCGAACACGAAUGGAUUGCCGUACAUUCACCGACGCUCUCAAAAAACAUCCUUGGGUUUAUGACGCUGCCGGCUCUAGACUCUCUUGAUCUUACCGGGGCAGAUCGCAUUGAUGCCGACCUCUUGGUAGCGUUCUUGGAGCGCUCUUCGGCCCCGUUACGACGGCUUGCAUUCCACCCAUGCAAAUCACAGCACCUUGCCUCAAUCAAGCCGUUCCAUCUCCUGCCACACCUCGAGGAGCUUGAAAUCCACCGUCCUUCCCGUCAUUUAACUGCGGGCAUUUGCCAGGAACUCGCCUCCAACAAGUUCUUGCCCCGAUUGCUGAGCUUGAUUCUCCACUCACCCAGUUCGGUCCGUGAAAUGGACUUCAUAGCCGAUCAGGUUGGCCACGCUCUUCUGGCCCGGGAGAAACUCGUUAGGCCACCUCUCAAAUCACUCAGGCUGGUUGUACCGAUGGAUUAUGGCGACACGAGCAUGACAAAGAUGAGUUCUGCACUGGUUAACCUGGUGGGACUACAGGAGGAGAGCGGGACCAAGGUAUAUGUCAAGUAUAUGUGA